Molecule: messenger RNA, 1589 nt
Organism: Gossypium raimondii (Peruvian cotton)
Lineage: Eukaryota; Viridiplantae; Streptophyta; Magnoliopsida; Malvales; Malvaceae
Product: tubulin alpha chain
Exons: 4
Coding region: 98-1450 (450 amino acids)
Biological process (GO): microtubule cytoskeleton organization; mitotic cell cycle
Cellular component (GO): microtubule; cytoplasm
Molecular function (GO): structural constituent of cytoskeleton; GTP binding
Source: RefSeq, a predicted model, not a curated record
CCCCCCCUUUUAUUCUAUAAUAUCCUUUUCAAAAAUCUCUCUCAGUUUCUUCUUUAUCCCCCUAAAACUCUUCAGCAAUUUCCCUUUGUUAACCAAAAUGAGAGAGUGCAUUUCAGUUCACAUUGGUCAAGCUGGCAUCCAAGUUGGUAACGCCUGUUGGGAGCUCUACUGUCUUGAACAUGGCAUUCAGCCUGAUGGACAAAUGCCGGGUGACAAAACAGUCGGAGGUGGGGAUGAUGCUUUCAACACCUUUUUCAGUGAAACCGGCGCUGGAAAACAUGUCCCUCGUGCUGUUUUUUUGGAUCUUGAACCGACCGUAAUUGAUGAAGUUAGAACCGGGGCUUAUCGUCAAUUAUUCCACCCUGAACAGCUUAUUAGUGGCAAAGAAGAUGCUGCAAAUAACUUUGCCAGAGGCCACUACACAAUUGGGAAGGAAAUAGUGGAUCUUUGCCUUGAUAGGAUCAGGAAGCUAGCAGAUAACUGUACUGGACUUCAAGGGUUUUUGGUGUUUCAUGCUGUUGGUGGUGGAACUGGAUCUGGUCUUGGAUCAUUGCUUCUUGAAAGGCUUUCAGUGGAUUAUGGAAAGAAAUCAAAACUGGGUUUCACUGUUUACCCUUCCCCACAGGUUUCCACAUCUGUUGUAGAGCCUUACAAUAGUGUUUUGUCAACUCAUUCUCUGUUAGAGCACACUGAUGUCGCAGUUCUCCUCGAUAAUGAAGCUAUCUACGAUAUUUGCCGAAGAUCUCUUGAUAUUGAGAGGCCUGCUUACACUAAUCUCAACAGGCUGGUCUCUCAGGUUAUUUCUUCCUUGACUGCAUCUCUGAGAUUUGAUGGUGCUUUGAAUGUGGAUGUGAAUGAGUUUCAGACCAAUUUAGUCCCAUACCCUAGAAUCCAUUUCAUGUUGUCUUCAUAUGCACCAGUGAUUUCAGCGGAAAAGGCUUACCAUGAGCAGCUAUCAGUAGCAGAAAUCACAAGCAGUGCAUUUGAACCAGCUUCGAUGAUGGCCAAAUGUGAUCCACGCCAUGGGAAAUACAUGGCUUGUUGCUUGAUGUACAGAGGAGAUGUGGUGCCUAAAGAUGUGAAUGCUGCAGUGGCAACAAUCAAGACCAAAAGGACCAUCCAGUUUGUUGAUUGGUGUCCCACAGGGUUCAAGUGUGGCAUCAACUACCAGCCUCCAACUGUGGUACCUGGUGGGGAUUUGGCUAAGGUUCAAAGGGCAGUUUGCAUGAUUUCAAAUUCUACAAGUGUUGCUGAAGUGUUCUCAAGGAUUGAUCAUAAGUUUGAUCUGAUGUAUGCAAAGCGUGCAUUUGUGCAUUGGUAUGUUGGUGAGGGUAUGGAGGAAGGUGAGUUUUCUGAAGCUAGAGAAGACUUGGCUGCUCUUGAGAAAGAUUAUGAAGAAGUGGGCUUGGAAUCUGGUGAAGGAGAUGAAGAUGAAGGGGAUGAGUACUAGGCUAGAAUAUAGAGUAAAAUCUGCCAAUGGACUUAUUGGUCAGCUAAUAAAAAUGGGUUCUUUUGUUUGUCUUCUCUAUUGUAGUAUCAAAUUUCAAAACAUGUUUUAAUGGAUCUUUGCUUAAUUGGUUUUUUUUUUA